Molecule: messenger RNA, 696 nt
Organism: Phytophthora nicotianae INRA-310
Lineage: Eukaryota; Oomycota; Peronosporomycetes; Peronosporales; Peronosporaceae
Exons: 1
Coding region: 113-652 (179 amino acids)
Source: RefSeq, a predicted model, not a curated record
UAAGCACAAGCGCAUCGAGAUCUCCAAUGUUCGCCACAUUCACAUUAACGCGCAGAACGAGAGCUGCUCGACUCGCUCUUCUACUUCAAGUAUAUUCUAACCGAUUUCAGCAAUGGACCGUGGACGCAAAGCUAUCCCAACCCUGAACAAGCACACGGACUCCAAGUACUACCAACGAUGCCAGGAGAUCCACCGGUCCAAGCUCUUCACCAUCAAGAGUUCAAUCGACAAUAGCGAACCACACCGCCCAACCCACUUGCGCAAGAAUAUGAAGAAGGAGCAGAUGAGAGAGGAGCGCUACGCUGAGAUCGAGCGCGAGAACCGCAUCUUACUGGAGAAGAUGUCGACUAUCAUGCAAGGAGAGACGCUCGACAACAAAAACCAGUCUAUUGCGUACUCUCACAGUCUCAACAAGGGGCAGCGCAAGCGUGAAUUACAGAGGAUCACGUCUGAAAAUCAAGCCAUUCUACGUCGCAUCCAGAUGCGGGAACCCACGUACGAUCACUUGCAGUGGGAAGAAGACGCCAAGAGAAAUGAGCGAUACGCUGCUAACAUCCGCGAGUUUCCGCUGAGCGAUAAUCAGGAGCAGCUUGCAGAAAUGCGGACCAUGUCUGCAUACUCGAUGGGUGGAACAGGCAAGGACUACUACUAGGCAGUACCCAGCGAUCCCACUUCAAUUAAUAUAUCAAAACUAUC